Cuscuta epithymum is the source of this 1565-nucleotide messenger RNA. Lineage: Eukaryota; Viridiplantae; Streptophyta; Magnoliopsida; Solanales; Convolvulaceae. The record is from the annotation of a GenBank genome assembly.
GCAUUGCGCCGCUGGGGGCUUUUUUCGAUUUCGCCGUGGACAAAGAUCGGCUUGAUUUUGGGGAGAAAGUUAGGGGUCGUGCGGUGCUUUGCUGCAGAUUUUCCAGCGAGGCGGGGCUUAUCGUUCUUCAGGAGCGAUGCAGGCGCCACUCGAGAAAGAAGGGGCAGGGAGCGGUCUGCAACGCGAAAGAUUCGGUAGAUGGAGGAUAUUGUUAAUAACUACAAGAAGUGGUUAUUGGUGAGGAGAACAAUGAACUCAAUUUCGAUGAUGAGGAAACGGGGGACUUGGAGGCGGUCGAUGAGCCAACGGUGUUCCCGGUGGUGGGGGUUGUGGUCACGGAUCGGAAGGUUAGACUUCCGAGGUUUCAGGAGCUGUUAACUUCAAUAUGGAGGCCAGGAAGAGGUGUAGCUAUCAAGUAAAUUGGGGAUAAAAGGUACCUUUUUGAAUUUAAUCAUGUGUUGGAUAUGAAUCAUGUACUUGAAGAUGGACCUUGGUUGUUUGAAAGAGACUUAGUUCUUUUGAAAGCUAUUAAGCCAGAUGAUAUACCUGAAAAUAUGAAUUUGUAUGAGGCUGAAUUUUGGGUACAAGUUCACAAUGUUCCCUAUAAAUUUAGAAAUUUGACUUUUGCCAGGAGAAUUGGGAACUUUUUGGGUACUUUCAUUAGGUUUGAUAAGAGUCAGUUCGAAGGCAACCAGAAAUCAUACCUGUGUAUACGAGUUUGUAUGGAUGUGCGAAAACUCCUAAAAAAGGUACUACUCUAACGAAAGAAGGGGUGGGACAUUGGGUAGAUUUUAAUUAUGAAAAACUGCCUAAUUUCUGCUUCAUGUGUGGGGUAAUUGGGCAUUUGGACAAAUUAUGUCCCUUGAAGUAUGAAGAGAGUUUUGUGGUAGAGAAAUCCUUUGGGGUGGAGCUUAGGGCUGGAGGUGGGGUGAAGAAUAGUCCCUUAGGGACUAAUAAGUGGCUAGUGAAUGAUUCCUCAAGCUCCGGGGGAUUUGGGCAACAGCGGAAGACUGAUCUCGGGGGAGAAUACUCGGCAGAGACAGGUGCAAGUGUAUCCCAGCAAGGUGGGAAGGAUGAUAAGGAGGAGGUGCCCAGUGAGACAAAACGCAGGAGAAUUUGGGAAGACCAGGCUAGAGAAGAUGCAACUAGAGAGGGCAUGACACUAGACAGGCCAAAAAAUGGGGAGGCGGCGGGUCAAUCUUCCUAGACCCGCCGGUAAUAAAGUUGGCAACUAGGCUCUGGAAGACGAAGACUGGUUUUUUAUUAUUUGUUUGCCUUUAUUUUUCUUUCAGUGGUCAGACUGUUCUAGUUUACUGUUAUUUUUCCCUUUAUUUUAAGACUCUUGCAUUAAGUUUGGGGAAUGAGAGGUCUGCGGUAAUCGUCAUUGGCUUUAAGUUUCCCAAGUUAGGUCUAACGAGUUAUAUUGCUUUGUCAAAGGUGAUUAACUCAGAGUCUCGGCCAAGGGCGGAUGAUUACAUGUGAUCCUUUUGUUAUCUUGUACCCUUGCUGAAUGCUUUUAUAUUAAUUUAAGCUCUCUUCGAUAAAAAAAAUCUAGUUGAGUUCUA